AUGCAACGAAAUCCGCGCUACCCAAAUUUAUACAAUUCUGGCAUGCGAAACGCCUAUAAUCAAUUACUGUCUGAGAGAAACAACGAAGAUCACAGGGUAGGUUUCAAUGAUUCAGAAGAUGAGGAACACGAUGGUAAAGAUUUCAGUGACGAUUUCAGUGAUGAAAUCAGUGAUGAAAUCAGUGAAGACUUUUCCAAUGACAUGCUGGACAUAAGUGGCCGUUCGAGUCCUGGAAGAUCGGAGCUGGACGAUGAAUACGAACAGUUUAAGACAUCUUUGAUGCGCGAUGACUGGCCGGAACCCGAAGAAGAAGAAGAUGAUGAUGAUGACUACCAAGACAAGGAUUACACAGAAGCAGCAGAUCGAAGCUUCAUUUUGGAAAGUGACGAGCCUGAUGCGGAAACGUGGGGUAAUGAAAGUUUUGGGAAUUCAAGAGUUGGUAUACUACCGAGAAAUCGCGUCUUCAACGUUGCAGCACUAAUUGUGUUAUUUUUGGUACUCACAAUGGUUUGGAGACCAUGGUCCACAUCACCCAGCUUUGAGAAAUCUAUCAUCGAUGGGCAACCUUCUGCCACGACAGGAAAUGCUCAAUUACGCGCUCAACUCAAUGGUUUGUACCGGGAACUUCAAGACGACCGUAAAACUGCAAAAAAGGAGCUAGACAACGCUAUCCGCUUGGUUAUCUUGCAGGUUGAGAAAAACAUCAAAAAGCUGCUACCUAAAGACAUGGCAUCGGUACAAUCGCAGAUUGAGCGUCUUGACAGUCAAGUACAAGAUAUGUCACGCAGCGUAAGCCUGAACAAUGUGACUGAGUGGCAAGACUCUUUGGUGGCUGAACUACAACAUCUUUUGCCAGAACAGAUACCUGUAGUGCUGGAUAACUCUACCAGGGGCUUGAUGGUAGUGCCUGAACUCCACGGAUAUUUGGCCGAGCUUAUACCGCAAAUCGUCAACAGGACCGUUUCGAUAGCUUCCACACAACCUUUCCGCUACGACACAGGCCAGUAUGUGCGUGAAAUUCUCAGAAAUGAAUACCAAUACGUUGACAAGUCCUACUUCCUGAAGGAACUGGACGCAGCCUUGAGAUCCAACAAGGAAGACAUUCUGCGCGAGAUGGAAUCGCGAAUUUCGACUUUGGAAAAUGUACCGCAGCAGUAUUCCAAUGUGCUGCAACGUAAGCUCAUUCACAAAAUCUACAACGCCAACCAGCAUCAGUGGCAGGACGAUCUGGACUUCGCAACGGCGGCCCAAGGCACUCGUCUCAUCAAUCAUUUGUGUUCCAAGAGUUUUCAGGGCCUUCAAGGCAUCCCGUCCAAUGGGGUGUCUGCACUGGACCUGCUUACAGACUUCCAGCCCGCGCCUUCCACCUACUGGUUGUGCAGCAACGAAAAGAGCUCUUCCAAACAGUGUUCGUGGGCUGUGCGGUUUGCACAGCCACUUUACUUGACACGCAUCUCCUACGUUCAUGGCCGUUUCACCAACAACCUUCAUCUAAUGAAUGCUGCACCCAGCACAAUUUCUGUUUACGUCAAGCUACAGUCCUCCAACGGCGAUGCAGAAUUUCGUCGUGUAGCAACCGAAAAUGGUCACGGCUCCAUCUGGAAUCAGGACCGCUCUUUCAUCGAGAUUGGUUCCUGGAACUACGACACCAGUGACCCCCGCAUUCGCCAGAAUUUCCCUCUGCCUCCGUGGCUUAUACAAUGCAAGCCCCAGAUUCGUGCUCUGGCCUUAGUAGUGCGUUCGAACUACGGAAACGCGCACUACACAGCGCUUCGCAAAUUCGUCAUCAAUGCUGUAACCGUCCAAGAUCUUCAGUUGAGUUCCACCUACUCUCAAUCACGUCAAUUUGAAAUACCGGAAUAUUCCUCCCCUAUGCAGGAUUCUGAAAAACUACGCGCAUCCCAAGUUGCCGCCUGGCAACUUAGCAACAAUAACAAUUCUCCAUCACCAGGCGUCCGCGAAAAUGUCCCUUCUUUUGGACAAGACGAGUUCGACGACAAAUAA
Molecule: messenger RNA, 2004 nt
Organism: Lachancea lanzarotensis
Lineage: Eukaryota; Fungi; Ascomycota; Saccharomycetes; Saccharomycetales; Saccharomycetaceae
Gene: MPS3
Product: LALA0S06e01662g1_1
Exons: 1
Coding region: 1-2004 (667 amino acids)
Biological process (GO): nuclear envelope organization
Cellular component (GO): meiotic nuclear membrane microtubule tethering complex; nuclear envelope
Molecular function (GO): protein-membrane adaptor activity
Source: RefSeq, a predicted model, not a curated record